UCUGGCGGCUGGAGACGGAGGCGCUUUGCCGCUCGCCACCCCCGGCUUGGCUCCUCCCCUUCCCCGCCUCGCUUCGCGCUGUCAGGCAGCUCGGGGAGCCCUGCUGCAGGCGAAGGUUCGCUCAGCUCGCCUACUCCGCAGCUCGCGCCGCCUUGGCCCCACCCUCUCCCUCCCGGCGCGAGGGCCCCCUGACUUGGCUUGUUCUGAGCUUGGGUCGCGCGGAGCUCGGCUCUGUAGCUGUCUCGCGCCGCCCUAGCCUAGCCCCGCCCAUUUGCGAGGAGCCCAGCUCCGUCGGAGAGGAGCGGCCGAGUCGGCUGCUGGGCUCGGUUUCCUGCUCAGUGGGCGUCAGUUGGGCCUCUCUGGGCCCCGCCCCUCCUUCCCUCUCGGCUGGCUCUGAGCUGUCAAUCAGGCGCCGGGCUCAGGGGCAGGCGGCGGCGGCGGGCGGAGAGAGGCAGCUACGCCACAGCCCAGCGGCGGCCAUUCGUGGAAAAAUAGGCCGUCCCGCUCCUCCCAGCUCCGGCUGCGACCGGCCUUCUCCCCGCUACCCCCACCCCACCCUCCGCCUCCUCCGCCUCCUCCUCCCCCCCAGAGCGGCGCCUCAGCGGGGCAUUAAUGCGGGAUGAGCGAUCAAAAGAAGGAGGAAGUUAUGCCCACAGAGGGAGAGAAAUCUCCUGAGGCAGAGAACAACAAUAAUAAAAAAAAUAAAACUGGAGGCUCACAGGAUUCUCAACCUUCACCUCUGGCUUUGCUGGCAGCCACUUGCAGCAAAAUUGGGACUCCUGGUGAGAAUCAAUCAACUGGACAACAGCAGAUUAUUAUAGAUCCAAGCCAAGGUUUGGUGCAGCUUCAAAAUCAACCACAACAGUUAGAAUUAGUAACAACUCAGCUUGCUGGAAAUGCAAAUGCAUGGCAGCUUGUUGCUGCUGCUCCUCCUGCUUCAAAAGAAAACAAUGUUGCUCAACAAGGAUCUUCUGUUGCGUCAAGCACAGCAAGUCCUUCCGGCAGCAACAAUGGGAAUACAUCUCCUUCAAAAACUAAAUCAGGCAAUUCUUCUGCUACUAACCCUGGACAGUUUCAAGUAGUACAAGUACAGAAUCCAAGUGGUAGUGUCCAAUACCAAGUGAUCCCACAGAUUCAGACAACGGAAGGUCAGCAAAUUCAAAUCAAUCCUGCCAAUGCUACAGCUCUGCAAGAUUUACAGGGUCAAAUUCAGCUCAUCCCUGCAGGGAAUAAUCAAGCUAUCCUCACAACUGCAAAUAGGACCACUUCGGGGAAUAUUAUUGCUCAGAACCUGGGAAAUCAGACAGUUCCAGUCCAAAUUAGGCCUGGUGUUUCAAUACCACUGCAACUGCAGACUAUUCCAGGUACUCAGGCUCAGGUUGUAACAACCUUGCCUAUAAACAUUGGAGGAGUAACUCUAGCAUUGCCUGUGAUAAACAAUGUGGCAGCAGGAGGUGGUUCUGGACAGGUUGGCCAGACUGCUGAUAGUGGAGUUUCCAAUGGGAAUCAGGUAGUAUCCACGCCUGUCACCACUGCUUCUGUUAGUACUAUGCCAGAAUCCCCUUCCUCUUCUUCCAUUUGUACAACCACUGCCUCAACAUCUCUGACUAGCAGUGACACUUUAGUAAGCUCAGCAGAGGCAGGCCAGUAUGCAAGCACAGCAGGCAGCAGUUCAGAGCAUACUCCUGAAGAACCUCAAACAGCUGCCACGGAAUCAGAAGCCCAGAGCUCCAGUCAGCUUCAGCCUAAUGGACUACAAAAUGUGCAGGAUCAGUCAAGUUCACUUCAACAGGUGCAAAUUGUAGGUCAGCCUAUUCUACAGCAAAUACAGAUCCAACAGCCGCAACAGCAGAUUAUUCAAGCCAUUUCUCCACAGUCAUUUCAGCUCCAGUCAGGGCAAACUAUUCAGACCAUCCAACAACAGCCUUUGCAAAAUGUUCAGCUGCAAGCAGUGAGUCCAACUCAGGUACUCAUCAGGGCUCCAACUUUAACACCAUCAGGGCAGAUCAGCUGGCAAACUGUGCAGGUUCAGAAUCUUCAAAGCCUUUCAAACUUGCAAGUUCAGAAUGCUGGGUUACCCCAGCAACUAACCAUCACCCCAGUGUCUUCAAGUGGGGGCGCAACUAUUGCCCAGAUUGCACCAAUGGCUGUUGCUGGUACCCCAAUCACACUGAAUGCUGCCCAGCUUGCUUCAGUGCCUAACCUCCAAACAGUAAGUGUUGCCAGCCUCAGUGCAGCAGGUGUUCAAGUUCAAGGAGUUCCAGUUACCAUUACCAGUGUUGCAGGUCAACAGCAAGGACAGGAUGGAGGCAUGAAAGUACAGCAAGCCACAAUAGCUCCUGUAACUGUAGCCGUAGGAGGUAUUGCUAAUGCAGCAAUUGGUGCUGUUAGUCCUGAUCAGAUCACACAAGUGCAGUUACAACAAGCCCAGCAAGCUUCUGACCAGGAAAUACAACCUGGCAAGAGGUUAAGAAGAGUUGCCUGCUCAUGUCCUAAUUGUAGAGAAGGAGAAGGAAGAGGCAGCAGUGAGCCAGGAAAAAAGAAGCAGCAUAUCUGCCAUAUCGAAGGAUGUGGAAAAGUUUAUGGGAAAACAUCUCAUCUCCGGGCACACCUUCGUUGGCAUACUGGAGAAAGACCAUUUGUAUGCAACUGGAUGUUUUGUGGCAAAAGAUUUACACGGAGUGAUGAGCUGCAAAGACAUAGAAGAACCCACACAGGUGAAAAAAGAUUUGAGUGCCCCGAAUGUUCUAAGAGGUUUAUGCGGAGUGACCAUCUCUCCAAACAUGUCAAAACUCAUCAGAACAAGAAAGGUGGUGGAACAGCCCUUGCUAUUGUUACUUCAGGAGAACUGGACUCUUCAGUUACUGAGGUUCUUGGCUCUCCAAGAAUUGUCACAGUUGCAGCCAUUUCUCAAGAUUCAAACCCAGCAACCCCUAAUGUUUCAACAAACAUGGAAGAAUUCUGAAAGGAUCAUUUAUACAGACACCUAGUGCUGCACUUAAGUUUACAUACCUUUCAUGAUAUGGAAGUGGGCUGGUAAAGUGGAUUACAGAGCAGGAAAUCAUGUUUUCAGUCUUGACUUCUGUAAGUAUUCCAAGUUGGAGGGUCAGCAUGAGAAGUGUACACUGGUGCAACAAGACAAAUUUUCAAAAAUACAAACAGCGCAAAUUGACAUACUGGAUAAACAGUUGGGGGAAUACUGCUUCCCUACUGUACUUUUUUAGUUAUGUGGCUCUAUAUUAUAUAAUUGUUUUAAAUGAAAAUAUCCCCUCUCUUUUAGCAUUUGUGUGUUGUGUUUGUAAAAUCAGACAAUUUCAAUAUGACAGGGUGGAUCUUGGUUAGAAGUGUUGUCAUUUGGAGGUACUUUGUUUAUAAUCUGAAUCUGUAAUAUUUUCAUGGGAACUUCUUUUCCCAUGAGGCACAACAAAAAUGCAUAAGAAUUGAGUGGUAAUUAUUUCUUUGCUCAGUUCUGUGGAAUAUAUAAAUUGAUUUUGGCCGUCUUUUCUCAAGUUUAGAAAUUAUUCAAAUAACAGUUGAAUAUACAUGCUGCAAAGCAGAUCUGAGGUGCAGCUCAGAUAAUUUUGACCACUACAUUAUAGUAGUGUGUAUAAAUGACAAUCACUGAACUCAGAUUUCUCUCUUUCUUUGGAGAGUUAAAAGAUAUUUAGAUUUAAUGUAUACGUUAGAAAAAAAUUAAACUACAGAAAUAUAUUAACAUAAGAUUUUACAGAAUUAAUAUCUUUAUGUAGGAUAAUAAUAAAAUAUGGCAACUUGUGUGUUUAAGUUUUGAUAUUCCAGUUCAUUACAUUGUAAGGCAUCAGGAAUCCAUUUGUUAACUAGAGUCACAAAACUCAUACUUUUGAAUAUUGAAAUUUUAUGGGAAUACUUGGACAUUAAUUGGACACCUGAAUUGUUUAAUGAGUGUUGUAACUCAUUCUCCAGUUCUGUUCUGUAAAUAUAAAUUAUUAUUAUAUUAUGGUGAAGGUGAAGAAUUCUUUAUACUUUGACUAAACAGCCAAAGAAAAGGACAAAUUAUGACAUUUUAACAACAAAAAAGGUAAUUGUAAAUUAAUGUAUUUUUUCUUUCUCUCCCUCUAAAGAUUAAUCAUCGUAUUUUCUUUCCAAUUGUAAGUGCAUAGGCUGGUAAGGAAUAUCCACCACCCAUUUUCUUAUAUGAUCAAUAAUUUUGAGCCUCCAGCCACAAGAGAAACUGGGGCAAAAAAGGAAUAAAGCAAUUGAUUAUCAUAUAGCAAUUGAUUAAAAAGGUUUGAUUAUAUUUCCAAUAUCUAUUAACUUAAUAGAACAUAAUUGUUGGAGAAAGAAAACAACUGAGCAUUUUUUAUGUGAAAACUCCAGUGCAUACAUGGAGGAAAGAUGGCCAAAUAUUUCACACUCAGGAUUUUGAAUUAUUUCCCAUAGGCGUAAAUGGAAUGUUUUACAAAUUUAGCCAUUUGGUAUCUCAUGACAGUCCAUUUUUUAAAAUUUAUACAUCAAAAUAUUUUUGUGAUUAAAAAAGGGAGUACAGUGCAAGAAGGAUUACUCUUUUUCCUGCCGGUUAAAGAUGAACAGUUUAUUUGGGAAAUGUUUGUAUGAGACACAUAACAGAUACCUUGUGCAUUCCUUCAGAAAACAUACUUCUCAGAUGAAUGCUUUAUCAAUCUUGUGAUGUUUCAUGUAUUUUUGAAGAAAGAAAUACCAAUCAUUGUUUACACUGUGUACACUUUAGGCCAGCCCUUUGUAGCGAAAUAUAAAGCUGAAGGUCUUUUAUACUUUCAGUUUACAUUAAAAGCUUUGAAAUUAAAGGAAAAACAAUUUUACACUGUGGUUAUAGAUUUCAAGUUUCUUAAAGCUUUUGUAGACUUGUAACAAAGUCUUUAAAUUUUAGUUGGGUUUUGUACAUUAUUUUGUAUAUUUUAUUUAAAGUACUCUCAGCUGAUGUAUCUGGAUUUAAAACAUCAGAAUCAAUUAGAUUACUACAUUUAAUACAAAUGAACAUUAGGUAGUGCUAAUUGUUAAUUUUGUUAUAUAAGAACUGAAACAUCAAAUAUAUAUUUUAUCAUUAUGCUUCACAAUCAGUGCUAUACAUUUCUUUAUGCAAAGAAGAACUUUCCUAAUGUUAUAAUCAUGUUUCUUAGAAGUUAACAGUUUUUAUAAACUGAAGCUAUAAGCAUUCUGCACAGCCAUUUCAUAUUUUUUCAUGCAUACUUUAUGUAUGCAGUUAAGAAACUGAAGUCAUUUUUAAUCUACAAUGAGUCCCUAUUACAAAUGUAUCAAAAUCUAAAUCCGGUUGGCUUCAUAGUAUCUAAAGUACAUUCACUUAUGUUAGCAGGUGCACAUUUUACAGCUGGAAUUAGAAACAUUUUGACAGUCUGUUCUGCAUACCAUUCUGAGUCCACUUUUCUGUCUUAGAAGGAUCGUAAAUUUCAAUGUCCUUUAUUUGACUCAGUGGGAUAUAGCUGUUGUAAGUAAUAGGACACAGAUGUGCAGUAGUAUCUUGUUUAAUGGCAUUUCACUGUUCAUUCCCUUUGCCACUGUUAUAAAAUUUUGCUUUAUUGUAAUUAUCAGUGCAAAGUGUAUUUAUCAUGGUAGAACUCCAGUGUUAGAAUAGUUUUUUUCUUACAAUAUACAUUCUUUGGUUAGUUUUGUGUAUGUGUUGCCGAUUACAUUAGAAAUUGGUGUUAAGUCAUUAUUUAUCACACUCUUUCACGAGAGCAGUAAUAAAAGUGUGUAAUUUAGGAGAAAAAGUUAAUUUGUCAAACUUAGGUAAGCAUGAUGUUUAGGUCCUAUUUUUCAAUUUUAUAACUGUUUUAUUGCAACAAUAUUUGUAUUUAAGUCUUCAUUUUAAUGCCUUGUGGUGUUUUUUAAUGCAUGUCACUGAAUUGUCAUCCCGCAUAAAUUGAUGUGCAGCAUAGGGUAUUAAAUCUACAUAAAUGAUUUUGAAACAGAGGAAUAGUUGAUGGUAAAAAAUGUAAAUGUUUUGCAAAAAUUCCUUAUAAAAAAGUUUUGUAGUAAUAUUUCACUUGUAAAUUGUUUUCUAAAAAAAUAGAAAAAUGGAAAAAAAAAAAAAGAGAGAGAGAGAGAGAAUAAAACCAGAUUUCCCACAUUCUAGAAUUUAGAACUGAAUUCUGCCAGCAAAGCCUCUAAGGCAUUAAUUUGACAUUUUUUAUAUUGCUGAUUUUUUUUUUUUGGUAGAUUUAGAACUAAAAUUAUGUACAAGUUGUUGCCUGCAAUAACAAUUUUGCAAGUAACCUAUUAAAAUUCCCUUGAGUUAAAA
This is a messenger RNA of Chelonia mydas (Green sea turtle), 6274 nucleotides long. It is a transcript of the gene SP4, whose product is annotated as Sp4 transcription factor. The transcript has 6 exons. NCBI's taxonomy places the organism in Eukaryota, Metazoa, Chordata, Testudines, Cheloniidae. The coding region runs from base 620 to 2965 and encodes 781 amino acids. The record is from RefSeq and is a predicted model, not a curated record.